Molecule: messenger RNA, 4626 nt
Organism: Parus major (Great Tit)
Lineage: Eukaryota; Metazoa; Chordata; Aves; Passeriformes; Paridae
Gene: ATE1
Product: arginyltransferase 1
Exons: 12
Coding region: 10-1449 (479 amino acids)
Biological process (GO): protein arginylation
Cellular component (GO): cytoplasm
Molecular function (GO): arginyl-tRNA--protein transferase activity
Source: RefSeq, a predicted model, not a curated record
ACGGCUCCUAUGGCCCGCUGCUCCCGGAUGAGUGUGACAGAACUAAGCGGCUAUUUUGUGUUGUUUUCCUUGUGCAUUUCUGGGGAAAUGGGAGGUAUGUGGGCACAUUCGAUGACAGUUCAAGAUUACCAAGAUCUCAUCGACAGAGGAUGGCGAAGAAGUGGAAAAUAUGUCUACAAACCUAUCAUGAAUCAAACAUGUUGUCCUCAGUACACAAUAAGGUGCCGGGCUUUGCAUUUUCAGGCCUCCAAGUCCCACAAGAAGGUUCUGAAGAAAAUGUUGAAAUUUAUUUCCAAAGGAGAUGUUUCAAAAGUAGCGAGUGAAGAAGAGCCGAUGGAUGCCCAUAUAGAUGAUGUGGCCACGUGUGAUUUUCCAUACAAAAACGAGUCUCAGGUCAGUCAGUCUGAACUGACUCCCUUGGCUGUGGAUCACUCUGAGAGGGUGGAGGAUGAAGAUAAGGACUCAGGAGAAACAAAAGAAGAGGGGAAUGUGCCGAAGGUGGAAUCGGAUUCUGUUCAGAUCUGUGCAGACAAAGACACAUCAGUCCCUGCAGAACCAUCACAUUCAGCUAAAGCUGUUCAUACACCACCUAAGCCAGGGAAAGGGGCUGACCUGAGCAAGCCCCUGUGUCGGAAAGCAAAGGACAUAAGGAAAGAGAGAAAACUGCAGAAGCUCCUGCAGAACCAGAUGGGCACAGUAGAAGGCUCUCAACUUCAAGGAGAUCAAGCUUUCCUCUUGCAAAACUCUAAAUCUAAAACAAACCAGCCUAAAAACAUUGAAGACUUUAUUUUUGUCCCUCUACCUGAUGAUGCACAACACAAAUUAGAGGUGAGGGUGGUGAGAUCAUCUCCACCAAGUUCACAGUUCAAAGCCACAUUUCAGGAGUCUUACCAGGUCUAUAAACGUUACCAGAUGGUUAUUCACAAGGACCCACCUGAUAAACCAACCAUAAGUCAGUUCACACGAUUCCUCUGUGAUUCCCCUCUGGAGGCAGAGCAUGCCCCAAACGGGCCAGAAUGUGGCUAUGGCUCCUUCCACCAGCAAUACUGGCUGGAUGGGAAGAUAAUUGCUGUUGGAGUAAUUGAUAUCCUGCCCUACUGUGUGUCCUCAGUCUAUCUGUACUACGACCCAGACUUUUCUUUCUUAUCUUUGGGAGUCUACUCUGCAUUAAGGGAAAUUGCUUUUACUAGACAGCUUUAUGUAAAAGCUCCCGAUCUCUCUUUUUAUUAUAUGGGUUUCUACAUUCAUUCAUGCCCCAAAAUGAGAUACAAGGCUCAGUACAGGCCCUCUGACCUGCUGUGUCCAGAGACCUUCAUGUGGACCCCCAUUGAGCAAUGCCUGCCCCUGCUCGAGCACUCCAAAUACUCCCGCCUCAACCAGGAUGGAAAAGCAGCAAUCCCAGUGGUGGAAGCUGCUUCCCACGUUCCUGUGUCUGCAGAAACUGUGUGAGCAGAGCUUUGAGAGCUGCACUUCAAAAGGACUUCAGUGCUUUUUCUGUCUUAACCAUUUCGUUUGCUGAAGUUGAUAAAUUGGCUAAGCUAGUACACAUCUGUUCAACUUCCUGCAGAUCUAAUAACAGAGUGAAAUCAAAAUGGCAUCAAAUGGAAUACAUUAAUUAAAAUGAAAGUAUUUUCAGCACAUUAAAAAAAAAAUCACAUAACAAAGGCAUAACACAAGCUGCUCUGGCUUUGUGCUUUCUAGGAGACAAGAAACUCUUUGCUCCAGAGGGUAUGGUUAACACAAACCAUGCUGGAUGCAGAAGGGUGGGAUAAAGAGAGAGAGAGAGAGGCACUUCUGGGUUUCCUGGUCAAUUCUAGUAGUAGACUAAAUUACAGUCUAUUAAUAGACUAAAUAGUAUUAGACUAAACUGACCUUCUUGUAAACAUCACAGUGAAGGAGUUUCAAAGAGAGGGAUCUAAGGAAGUUUCUUAGUUGUGUUUCAGAGUUUAUGGUGAAAUCUGCAGCAUGAGAGUUUUAGAAGAAAUUAAGAAUAUGGAGACACAAAGCAGUUUCCUACAAAACAUAAAUUUGUCUGGGAUAGGAUCCUCUAGUUAGGGGUAGGACUUAGAAUGCUGCCUGCAGGUGCUAAGAAUGAAGAUGGAGUGAGGCAGAGUGAGGGAGGCUUUAGAAGUGAGGAUCUCUGAUGUGAUCACGGUGUUGGUAGCUGGCAGAGACAUGGAUAGAAAAGGGAAAGAACUUUGAAGUUCAUAGAGGUAGAACAAUGAGAAGAAGGGCUUGACAAGAGCAAGAAAUAAGUGAUGGUAGGAUUCAAACUUGAGCAUGUUGGUAGAUCCUUUUAGAGGUGAAUAAGGCUAUUAUUUGGAUACACCAUCCAAAAGCCAAAUGAUUCAGCAACCACCUUCCACUCCUUGCUGUAGACCAGACUGCAUCUGCCACCCUGCACAGCAGUAAAACCUCCUUUCUUCUUCCAGCAGGGUGGAAGCCCUUAGAAGAACUCAGGCUUUAGGCUGUUUGCAGCUGGUGUGAGCCAAAGUGAUGAUAGGCAGUGGAAUCCAGAGGAGAGGAUUUGUCUCUUCUGUGCUUUGCAGUGAUUGGGCUGUGGCAGCCCAGGAACUGGGCAAGGCACAAAGGACAGAUGUUGAAAUCCAAAAAGCCUUUGAAAUUGCCUCAUGUUCACAUGCAAGCCUUAACCAUCAGAAUAAAACAAAACUUAAACCCAAACCAAUACUGAAAUCAGUGCCUGAGCUCCCCUUCUCAGGAGAAAGUUCUGGAAUGCCACACAAAGCUAUGGAGAGGUCAGAAAAUCCUCACUUCAUGCUCACAAGAAUCACUCUGUAAAAAACCCAUUCCAUGCAAUACCUUCUGGCUUCAUAGCAGAUCACUAGUUUCUGAGUUCCUGAACUAAAGAAAAUUACUUAAGAUUUCCAGUCUUUCUCUGUACUAAUCUUAUAACUUUUAUUAGAGAUUUUACUGGAUUUUUAAAGCUUUUAGCUGAAAAAAUGUUUCCUUAGAAAUGUCUUUCUAUAUAUUUUUAUCUAUUCUGCUGCUCAUGGUAAGCUAGAGUAGUAAAAUGCAAAUAAAAAUUCCAGUAUUUAAUAAUUUCUGAAUCCUCUUAGUACUGAUUGCAUUAUGUAUCUUAAUGCUUUUUGCAAGCAACUGAGUGCUAUUAGUUCUAGUAAAUAAAACUUAAAUAAAACCAGAAGUCUACAACUGUGUGCAGUUACACAAAACUAUUUAUUUUAAAUAUAUGUUUUUAUGCAUUAUGCUUCCACUAGAAAAAUAAUUUGUCACAACCAUUUCAGUAACUAUAAUUUUUAGUGUUGUGUUUUUAAAACAUUUUAUGUACAAUUUUUAGUUCACUUUGUUAUCAAAGAGUAUUUCAAACAGGUUUUAUAUUAAUUGUGUGUGUGAACACGAGUAAUUUGUUGACUUUUUUUUCCCUAUCCAGUACAGAGACUGUUUAAUUUUACAAUAUAUUUAAAAAAAUUAGUAUAUUGAUGCUGGUCUUGUUCCUUCCCUUAACAGAAAAGCCACGAUCACAUAUUUGUGUCAUGAAAGUGAACUGUGGUUGCCAUUUGGUCACGUCUCAGAGUUCAGGUCCUUGGCAAAGGGCUGUUCCAUGCUGGAUGGAUGCAGGCAGAGGGAUUUGAGUGCAGGCAGAGGGAUUAAUCCAAAGGCCAGGAUAUGUUAAUGUUUAUAAGGGUGGUGUGAUGCAGAUUAAUGUUUACAAGGAUAAAUGCACUGAACUUCUCGAGAUGAUGAAAAUGUGGUCGCAAAACUAUCACAGAUGGAAAACAUUAAACCAAUUGUUUAGAACUCUGCAAUCAUCUGAUUUGGGAGAGAUGGCUGCUUUGCUCUAAAACAACUGCUGCUUAUAUUUUUAUAUUUUUUUGAGAUAGUGUUGUUCAGAGAGUUGGGAAACAGUUUAAAUAAACUCUGAUAGAUCACGAACUAAAGUCUUCUAAAGAAGUAACUUUCCACUAUUAGCACAGCUAUAGGUAAUAAAUUUGAAUUCUGUAACCAAGAAAAAGACACAUCCCAGUUCUUUCUAGCAGCUUCUCUAGAACAGACAGAUCUUAGGAGUUUCUGUCUGUUUCUAAUUAAGUUAAUGAACACUUCGAGCCAUCAGAAUGCAUCUUUCUAAAUCCAGUGUGAUCCUUGAGUGUACAAGAUGUUUAAACAGUGAAGAUAAUGCCAAUAUGGUGUAGCCAGGCUCAUUUUUCCCUCACUUUUUUUUUAUGUUUGGAUUAAAUUGAAAUGACUGGCAUGGGGUUAUAGGCUCAUAUGUGAUGCUUCUGUAAUACAAAGGAAAUGUUAUUCUCUUAAUUUGGGGGUCCUAAGCAAACUGCCAUGGCAUAAAUUGGUGUGUGGGUUAGAAAAUGCAAACUUGAAUAAAUAUUUGUGAUUUAACGGUUUAGAUUUAUUGAUAUUCUAAAUAGAUCUGCUUUUAUAUAUGUAGUAGAUUAAACCAGUGCCCCUUGAGCAGCACAAUUGUCUGACUUGUGGUGUGGUUUGUGAAACCUUUGGCUUGGACAGCAAAACUCUCAAAUAUGUGUUAAUCCAAGAUGACCAUCAUAGAGACUGUGAAACAAAUGGAUGUAUUUUGAGAUUACUUUUUUUUUGGAGGACUUUCCUUGAAAAAUAAAGAUAUCUUGGCAUACUUCA